UAUUUCGUUCCCAGCUCUGGCUGUGCGUUCAUGGGCAAUACCAUGCCCGCGGAGUGGGAUGGAGACAGGCAAAGAGUUCGAGCGCGAGCCCAGCGCAAGAUGGGUCAGUGGGCCAUCCUGUCUAUGUGCAUGGUGAUCCUCUUCCUCUACUUAAAAGUCGUGACACAUCGAAAGGCGUUACAAUCGGUCACCCACGACUGUCCGAGGCAGUGGCACGGGGCGUCCAAAACGCACGCGGGUUCGUGCUGGUGCGGGUGGGACGAGUACUGCAUGUGCACUCCGAGCUUAGCCAUCGACACGGUCGUAGAGGUGUCUGACCCGGCCACCGGAGAGGUGGGAUCGGUGCUGGUGGUGCGAAGAAAAGACAACGGCAAGCUGGCGUGCAUCGGGGGGUUCGUGGAGGUCGGGGAGACGCUGGAGGAGGCCACUAGGAGAGAGGUUAGGGAGGAGACGGGGCUGGAGGUGACGUCGUUGCAGAUGUUGCCACGGAUGUACGACGACCCAGCGAGAGAUGCCAGAAGACAUACAGUGAGCGUGGCGUACGUGGCUCGUACGACGGGCACACCUCGGGCAGGCAGUGACGCGGCGGCGGUAGUUUCCAUCCCCCUGGCGUCGCUGGGAGAGACGGUUGGAGAGUUCGCGUUCGAUCACGGGCAGAUCAUGACGGACUACCUAGCCCUCGGGGCUUCUUCGGCCUCGACAGGAAUAUCGCCGUCGCAAGACCGUGCGGACGGGAGCCUUAGCGGCGACGGCAGCGGUGAUAGCGGGAACGAUCCUGGGGGUGGGGGUGGGGGUGGCGGCAGCAGCAGCGGCGGCGAUGGGCCCGACGGCCCGGACGAGAUGCCUUCUUCUCCGAGAUCUGGUGCGGCACUGUUGCGGGGCCUACCGGCGAGGUAGCGACAAGGUUUUGCCCCCGAUGCCGCAAGCUGCUGCGGUGGUUGUAUGGUCUCGCGCCGCGUUCGUUGAGAGUCUUUAACAGUGCCUCCGAAAACAGCCGGGACUUUUCCCUGCCUCAUCCUUGUCCGGCGAGAAAUGUUAAUUACCUUAAUUUUCGUAUGUAGUAUAAGUGCAGUAAAGAAACAUUCCCGAGUUUGGGUUAGGCCCCCGCCUCGCCGCUGCCAGAAGUCUUGUAGUCUAAGUGUGAUCGGGCUCUUGUCCUUUCGAUUGAAGAGAGGGAGAGGAGUAAGCGGAGCGAGCGAGAGAGAACGGGUAAAGAAGGUACUCUUGUUGUGGUGGAGGUGUACGUGGAUGCGUCAUGCAUCUCUGUUGGUUGUUUUGAGCGACGUAACUUCUGCGGGGGGGCAAGCAGCCUGAGCGUGUGUGCGUGUUGGAUCGCCCUAGUGUUUGCUGUUGCCGCCUUUGUGUCUAAAGCUGUUCUGUCCAUCUUCUCCGCACUCCGCACUUACCUACGUCCACCCGGACCCUCUCGGGAGAGAGAAACAACGUUGUGUGAACUGGGCUGAGAGAACGUUUUUUUUUGUAAUCAGCUGCUUCGCGGCGUGGCUGAUAUAAUCUCAUAGUGUAAAGCCCAUCAGCCGCUUCACGGCGUGGCUGAUAUGAUUGAAUAGGGUGAAGCCCACCUGUUGGAUUUUUUUUUUUUAGCCUGCAAGAUAGCCGACGCAUCGUUGUUCGCUCGGCGUGCGGGAUGCACCAAAAGCAGGAAAUUACCGUGCUGUGUAUUUCUUACCACUCUGUGGCUUUGGUCGUGGUUUCCAGACGACUUCCGUGGCAAGACGGUGAUCAGAUGUCUUGUCAUGGAGUUGGUGUGGGCGGGGUACAUACGGAGGGCAAAAGUAGUUGUAAUGCGCAUCGCUUUAGUUUUGUUUGUUUUUGUGCUGGGCCCUCUCUUGAAUGCCGUGUGCUGUGAUUUAAUUUUUGUCUUGCCCUGCGCCGCCAGAUCGUGAGCUGCCUAGCUCGCUAGAGUGGAAGCUAUUGUUUUUGGGUCGCCUCUGUUCCGCGACCGGUUUGCUGUUGUUUUUCUUGUGCUUCUUCGCGCCUUCUGCGGAAGCCAGGACUUCAUUUUCCAAGAUGUACAGGCACACACAUGCAGCAGGGGACCUGCCAGAUAACUUUCCUUUGGUCCGAAGCUUUUUUCUCCCAAAAGCGACCCCCCGGUUC
Messenger RNA from Ectocarpus sp. CCAP 1310/34, 2118 nucleotides. The record is from the annotation of a GenBank genome assembly. NCBI's taxonomy places the organism in Eukaryota, Phaeophyceae, Ectocarpales, Ectocarpaceae.